AUGUUCAAAAAUCGAUAUUCUUUUAGUUUGAGAACUUUCAAAACCUCAUCUAUACUAUUCAAAGAUGAAAAGACUAAAGCAUUAUUAAAAAACCUUGGGCUUGAUCUACAAAAAGGAGAUAUUAAUCAUCAAAGAGAUCAUAGAGAAGAUGAAGAUAAAAAUACUAAUAAUCAUAAUGAAUUAGAUACUGAAGAUUUACCUAGCAAUAAUGAAACUAUAAAUAAAUUAAAUCAUAUGUAUGAUGAAUAUGAAAGUUUUGCAAGUAUGUCUAGUAAAAAUUUAUUAUUUCAAAUUGCAUUAGAUGGGGAUGGACCUUUUAUGUCAUUUGUACUGAAUCAUUGGUUAGAUAGAAAGAAAUUAUUACGAAAUCUACCGAAUAAAAUUGAUGUUUUUAAUCAAGAAGAUAUGGCAAAAGUAGAGCAUAUAUAUAAGGAAUUAUCAAAAUUAGAUUCUGAUCCGAAUUUACAUGAAAGAUAUUUAAAAGAAUAUUUUAAUGAUUAUACAAAUAUAAUGAUAAAUGCAACAGAAGCUGCAAAAUCACUAGAUUCAAAAUUCAAAUCAAUAAGAAGGAAAGAAAAUUUAUUAAGUCAAAUGAGGAAAAGUCUAACUGAUUUAAUUGAUGAAAAAAUUACAAAUUAUAAUGUUGUUGGGUUUGAUAAAUCAUUAAUGGGAAUGCCAUUGAGAAAUACAAGUAAACUACUACCAAAAGAAUUAGUUCAAGAUCUACAAUUUAAGGAUAAUAUAAUAGAGUUGAAAAAAUUUGACGUUAAUGUUUCAUUAGGUAUGGAUCCAUUUGAUAGAUCUAAGAACAUUGAUCCUAAAAAGAAUCUAACUGUUAAAGAAAUACAAGAGAAGAAUUCAAAUGGUAUUUACCAUCAUGAUAGUUCAAAUUCAAUAAUUCAACGACAACAAGCAGGUUAUAAAUUGUUGAGUAACCGACUCAACUUACCAAAACAAUUUAUCAAAGUGGAUAACAUAAUCAAUUUCAAAAGAAUCGAAAUUGACAGGAAGCUAGUUCAGAGAUUAGAAAAAGAAGUCAACAUUAUCAAAAAGACACUAGAGGAUGAAAUUAGUACAUCAGUUCCAACAAAUACAUUUUUACUUGAACCACAUAAAAACAUUUAUUUAAAGACUAAUGAGUAUCUUCUAUGUGAAUUUGAAAACAAUAUUGAUGGCACAUGGUAUAAAUAUAAACAAUUUAAUUAUUUACCAAAUUACUCCACAAUAUUGCCUUUUACAGUUUCAACAAAAAGAAGAUUAAAAAAUCAUUUGAUUAAGAUAUUUUUGAUUAACAUUCAGAAUCAAAUUGACACUUUGUUAUUAUUAAAAUAUCAGGAACUACCCGAAAUGACUAAAUUCAAAUCAACUUUAAUGAACAAUAUCAAAAAUACAAUUAAAUUCAGAUUAUGGAGAUAUUUCUCGAAUCAACAAAAUCAAAAUUCGAAGUUUUAUGAUGCUAUCUUAUUCAAACCAUUUACCGAUAGAUGUUUUAAAAGAAUUUAUUGGGUAAGUAAACCUUUUAAAUUUGGAUUAAGAAAAUCAAAUAUGAAUUUACAUUUAACUGAAAUUCAAUAA
Insectozyma verbasci is the source of this 1575-nucleotide messenger RNA. Lineage: Eukaryota; Fungi; Ascomycota; Pichiomycetes; Serinales; Debaryomycetaceae. The record is from the annotation of a GenBank genome assembly.